AUGCCACAAGGUGGACGGGGUCCCAUGGUGCUGCUAAAGCAGCAGAGGUUGCCCGCAUGGCAGCCCAUCCUUACACCUCCACAUGUUGCGCUAGCUUUUUUCCUGCUGAGCAUAUUGUUUAUCCCUUUAGGGGUUUUCGUGACGCUAAUGAACAAACAGGCGAAGGAGGUCACCGUUCGUUAUGAUCAUAUUCAUCGCUGCACAAUUACACAUAACACAGGCGCCUUUAUGUAUGAAGGCAACAAUAUGACGUUUAAAACUGGAUGUAUGACGGAAGUUUCCUUUGAUAUCACGGAGAAACUUAAGGCCCCCGUAUAUCUUUAUUAUGAAUUAACAAGGUUUUAUCAAAAUCACAGGCGGUAUUCAAUCUCGCGAAACGAUGAACAAUUGGCCGGUAAAGCCGUGAGAUAUUUGCCAGACACGUCACCUCUUACCAUACCAGGGGAUAUUUAUGGAAUCUCUGGGACUCCCAUCAAAUACGUGGAUGGUUCGGAUUUGCGUUACAAGGAUUUUUUGUACGUUCCAGCCGGCCUCAUUGCCUGGUCCAUUUUUAAUGACACGUUUACUCUUUACACAGAGGCGACGAAUGGUGGAACUCCACGAAAACUCAUAUGCAACGCGACGGAUUUUUCGAAAGGGAACAAUCUUCCUCUUAAUGGCUCGGAGUCAGAAAAUAUGUGCGUCAAGAAGGGGAUUGCUUGGGAUACGGACGUGGAAUAUAAGUUUAAGGCCCCGGAUUUAGAGGCGAAAAAUCGUUUCUGGACGGCGGCAAAAGAAUUGUACACGGGGAAGGUGCCUACUCCAGAACUAUCAAAUGAUGACUUUUUCAACAAGGGGUGGUACGCGGGUGAACUGGGUCACGCCAUACCCGUGACAACCGAUGAGGAUUUUAUGGUUUGGAUGCGUCCUGCAUCGCUU
Molecule: messenger RNA, 918 nt
Organism: Trypanosoma cruzi
Lineage: Eukaryota; Euglenozoa; Kinetoplastea; Trypanosomatida; Trypanosomatidae
Exons: 1
Cellular component (GO): endoplasmic reticulum; plasma membrane; Golgi apparatus
Source: RefSeq, a predicted model, not a curated record